Meloidogyne enterolobii is the source of this 848-nucleotide messenger RNA. The record is from the annotation of a GenBank genome assembly. NCBI's taxonomy places the organism in Eukaryota, Metazoa, Nematoda, Chromadorea, Rhabditida, Meloidogynidae.
AUGAUGCCAGAAAAGAGAAUUCAGUUUGAUAAAUGGUUCGAGGCAAAUCAUAACAAACCUUUCCUACUAGAAGAACAAUUGGCAGCUUAUUGUGUUAAUGAUGUCGAAAUUCUUUUAGCGGCUUUAAUAACAUUUCGUAAGGAUUUUAUGGAUAUUUCCAAUGGACUUGAUGUACUACGCGAAGCCAUGACAAUUGCAAGUGCAUGUAUAAAACAUUUCCGUCUAAAUCACUUAAAACCUAACCAUUUGGGAAUAGUUCCAGAGAAAGGAUAUGAUAAUGUUGAUAACCAAAGCAUGCUUGCAUUGAAAUUUCUCAAUUGGUAUUCAGAAAAGCAUAAUGUUAUUGUGAGAACAGCUCACUCAAAAGAUGGGGAAAAAAGAAUUGAGAAUUAUAGACUAGAUGGAUGGAUAGAAGAGGAGAAGCUUGGAAUUGAGAUAAAUGGGUGUUGCUGGCACGGGUGUAGAAAAUGUUAUAAAGACAAAAACAUGCUACUUCCAAAUGGUAAAACUGUGGAAAAUCAACGAGAGUUGGAUAAAAAACGAUAUAGAAAUGAGAAGAAUGUUUAAAACUUAUCGAGAUGAUGGUCCAAUUAAUCUCAGAUCAGCUUUUUAUGGUGGAAGGACGGGGCCUCUAAAACUUUUUCAUAGUAUUGAGCCAGAACAAAAAAUUUCAUACUAUGAUGUAACCUCCUUAUACCCGUAUGUAAAUGUCACCACUCGCUACCCAAUUGGUCAUCCUCGAGUCCACAUAUUUAAUAAAAAUGUCAGCUGGAACAAGCCUGAAGAUAACACUUAUGAAAUUGCAAUCUUAAAAGUAUUUGUAGUUCCACCUCGACAGAUAGAUAUAC